CUCAAGUAGAAAAAGAAGACCAGAUGAAUGAAACUAGCCCAUCAAAGUAUCUUUUCUUACACUGCCUGAAGUGUUGUCGUUUAACAAGAAUGUGUGUGUGUAUUUAAAGGGACUCCGAUAUGUUAGGGCUUCCUUAUGUUAUGUAAAACAAUACAGCAAUUAUUAAUCUCAAUGCUCCUUCCAUUUCUAUCUCUCUCACUCUCUUUCUCUCUCGAUCUUCUUCAAUUCUUCUAUCGAUAGGCUCAGUAUCUGUUUUUCUUUUCUCUUACAUCACUAUAAAACCCAUUUUUCUAUCUUUCAAUCCGAAGUCUUUGUUAGGUUUUUUUUUUUCUAACUUAACAGUAACAAGAGAUAUCAAAACAUCGAUACAAUCUGAGGAAUGGAUUUGAGUAUCGCUUAAUAAAGUUUUGAUCUUUGGGUUUAGUUAGAAACAGAGAAUAUUUGGGGAUUGUACAUAUUGAGAGGUAUAAAGGUGAUAAUGAUACCGGAACUGGGGAGAAGACCGAUGCAUAGAGGUAACGAAGAUCCAUCAUUUGGGGAUGAUUAUGAGAAAGAAAUUGGAGUAUUGCUCGGUGAGCAGCAGCGACGCCAAGAAGAAGCUGAUGAGCUUGAGAGAGAGCUUAACUUGUAUAGAAGUGGCUCUGCGCCACCGACUGUGGAUGGUUCUGUUAACGCUGCUGGAGGACUUUUUAACGGCGGAGGUAGGGGUCCUUUUUUGGAGUUUGGUGGAGGUAAUAAGGGUAAUGGGUUUGGUUCUGAUGAUGAGGAGUUAAGGAAAGAUCCGGCUUACUUGUCUUAUUACUAUGCUAAUAUGAAGUUGAAUCCGAGGUUGCCACCGCCUUUAAUGUCAAGGGAGGAUUUGAGGGUUGCUCAGAGGGUUAAAGGGAGUAGCAACGUGUUAGGUGGUGUUGGGGAUCGGAGAAAUGUGAAUGAGAGUAGAUCUUUGUUCUCUAUGCCACCUGGUUUUGAUCAGAUGAAGCAGCAUGAGUUUGAGGCUGAGAAAACUAGUGCUUCUUCUUCUGAGUGGGAUGCUAAUGGAUUGAUCGGUUUGCCAAGUUUGGGGAUUGGAGGCAAGCAGAAGAGUUUUGCUGAUAUGUUUCAGGGUGAUCCUGUCGUACAGCAGCCCUCACGUCCUGCAAGUCGUAAUGCCUUUGAUGAAAAUGUUGACUCUAAAAAUAAUCUGUCUCCAUCUGCAUCACAAGGCAUUGGCACACCAUCUCCAUACAGCUAUGCAGCUGUUCUGGGCUCUUCUUUGUCUAGAAAUGGAACUCCAGAUCCACAAACCAUUGCUAGGGUGCCUAGUCCCUGUCUUACUCCCAUUGGGAGUGGGAGAGUGAGUUCAAAUGAUAAGAGGAACACAAGUAACCAAAGCCCGUUCAACGGUGUUACAUCUGGUCUCAACGAGUCUUCUGAUCUCGUCAAUGCUUUAUCUGGGUUGAACCUCUCAGGUAGUGGCGGGUUAGAUGAACGGGGUCAGGCUGAGCAAGAUGUCGAAAAGGUCAGGAACUAUAUGUUUGGACUUCAAGGUGGGCAUAAUGAAGUCAAUCAACACGUUUUCCCAAACAACUCUGAUCAAUCCCAUAAAGGAACAGGUUCUUGGAAGAAUCCACAGUUGAGAGGGUCACAGGGAUCUGCCUAUAGUGAGGGAGGUGGACUGGGUACUCAUUACCAGCAUCUUGAUAGCCCAAACUACUGUCUGAACAACUAUGCACUAAAUCCAGCUGUAGCUUCUAUGAUGGCUAGCCAACUCGGGAAUACUAAUUUUUCUCCAAUGUAUGAAAAUGUUUCUGCAGCAUCUUCUUUGGGAUUAUCUGGAAUGGAUUCCAGACUUCAUGGGGGAGGUCAAAAUCUCUCUGAACCACGUAAUCUUGGCAGGUUCAGUAAUCGAAUGAUGGGAGGAGGCGCUGGUUUACAGUCUCAUAUGGUAGACCCUAUGUAUAAUCAGUAUGGGAGGUUCUCUGAGAAUGUUGAUUGCCUUGAUCUUCUUAAUGAUCCUGCAAUGGACAGGAACUUUAUGAAUAAUUCAUACAUGAAUAUGCUUGAACUCCAGAGGGCCUAUCUCGGAGCUCAGAAAUCACAGUAUGGUGUUCCUUACAAAUCUGGGAGCCCUAACAGCCAUAGCGAUUAUGGGAGUCCAACAUUUGGGUCUAAUAUGUCAUAUCCUGGUAGCCCAUUGGCUCAUCAUCUUCUGCCAAAUUCUCUUGUGUCACCUUGUAGCCCUAUGAGACGAGGUGAAGUUAAUAUGCGAUAUCCAUCUGCAACAAGAAACUACCCGGGAGGCGUAAUGGGUGCUUGGCACAUGGAUGCUAGUUUGGAUGAAGGCUUUGGAUCGUCAAUGCUGGAAGAGUUCAAAAGUAACAAAACAAGAGGAUUCGAACUUUCUGAAAUAGCUGGCCAUGUUGUAGAGUUCAGUUCGGAUCAAUAUGGGAGCCGGUUUAUUCAACAGAAACUCGAGACAGCAACAACUGAUGAGAAAAACAUGGUUUAUGAGGAGAUCAUGCCACAAGCUCUCGCCCUGAUGACAGAUGUUUUUGGAAACUAUGUGAUUCAGAAGUUCUUUGAGCAUGGACUACCGCCACAGAGGAGAGAAUUGGCGGAUAAACUCUUUGACAAUGUUUUGCCUCUUAGCUUACAGAUGUAUGGUUGUCGUGUUAUCCAGAAGGUAAAGUCUAGUUCUCACCGGUUUUACUGA
Molecule: messenger RNA, 2692 nt
Organism: Capsella rubella
Lineage: Eukaryota; Viridiplantae; Streptophyta; Magnoliopsida; Brassicales; Brassicaceae
Product: pumilio homolog 2
Exons: 5
Coding region: 479-2692 (737 amino acids)
Biological process (GO): post-transcriptional regulation of gene expression
Cellular component (GO): cytoplasm
Molecular function (GO): mRNA binding
Source: RefSeq, a predicted model, not a curated record